UAUAAAUCUAUCUACUGAGGAUCGAGAGCUAAUUAAUAUACAUGGCGAUAUCCCACGUCAAGCCUUUGCAUCUUUCUCUCCUUGUGUCACUCUUUUUCUUGCCUUCUGCUUUGGGCGGAACCGAUUUCCAUAACUGCAAUCCCCUUCGUGACUAUCCCGUCAAAGUCAAGACUGUCGUGAUAUCUCCAGACCCGGUUAAGAUUAGCACUAAUGGAAACAUUACGAUAACCGGUUCUACAAGCGUAGAUAUCCCUGAUGGAGCAACUGUAAAUCUCGACGUUAGAGCAUGA
Molecule: messenger RNA, 290 nt
Organism: Brassica napus (rape)
Lineage: Eukaryota; Viridiplantae; Streptophyta; Magnoliopsida; Brassicales; Brassicaceae
Product: MD-2-related lipid-recognition protein ROSY1-like
Exons: 3
Coding region: 42-290 (82 amino acids)
Biological process (GO): sterol transport
Molecular function (GO): sterol binding
Source: RefSeq, a predicted model, not a curated record